Messenger RNA from Cetraspora pellucida, 200 nucleotides. The record is from the annotation of a GenBank genome assembly. NCBI's taxonomy places the organism in Eukaryota, Fungi, Glomeromycota, Glomeromycetes, Diversisporales, Gigasporaceae.
UUAAAUUAAAAAAAAACCAAAAAAAGAAAGAAAAUAUAACAAAAAAUCAAGAAAUUGCAAUAGCAUCUAAAAAACUUGUUGAUUACUUACUUGAGAUAUUUUCUGUAGAUUAUGAUUUAAGUGAUUAUUUGUUCAAACAAAGGUUUUUUGUAAUAUUAGAUUCACUCUUAGAUUCUAUUAAUAUGGAUUUGAAAAAACAA